AAAAUAUUCUACGCAGUGUCUUCCUCGUCUCUUCAAUUUGUUUUCUCUUGUCUGCGUAAUGUCUUCAUAAUGAUCACAGAUCGCAUUCGUUGCGUGAAUCGCAAUCGUGCAUUGUUUCGAAAAAAUAAAAGAAGAAUCGUGAAGUAGAGUCAGUGUUUGUUCGUUAAUUUCACUUUGUCCGGUGUGUCGCGAUUUAAAUUGAUUUUUAGAAGUAUGCGGGCUUGUAUUGACUGCGCGCAAAGCGGUCAUAGAGUCACAAUGUUCUCUCUCGUAUAAAGUUUUCUUUUUCUUUCUCUCUCUCUCUCUCUCCUUUUUUUAUAUUUUUAUUUAUUUCAGUUGUCAGACAGAUCGUACAUAUACAUAUACGUAUAUAAUAGCAGAGAUUUUAUAAUUAAAUUCAGUGUCGUCUCGUUAGUUAGUAAAUAAUUAUCGCGUGUUUAGAGUCAAAGUGCAUCAUUGAAGAUCUAACAUCAAUAUCCAGAAACAAUUUCAACGAAUGCUUGAUGUUCCUCCAACUACGUCACAUAUUUGAGCUGAUACGAAUCACAACCUCUCCUUUAAUUUCGAGUUACAACGUGGACGAGUGUUUUGGAGCCAUCAGAGAGCUUCGAAAUUAGGGCGCUCGAUGUUGCUAUAUUAUUGACUGCGGUAGAGGUUCUACGAACAGAUCAGUUUUGUGGUUCGUACCGGUAUUACGGAGAUCUUAUUAACGCGGGAUAGAACACAGAGGAUAUUAUCAUCAUGGAUUUGCGAAAAUUUUGUCGAAAAUUACCAAAGAUCGAAUUACAUGCCCAUUUAAAUGGUUCUCUCACUUUACCGACAUUGGAAAAAAUAUAUAGAAUAACAAAUACGGAUAAUAUGGGAUUCGAGAAAUUUGUACAGAUUAUUCAAGCCAAGGGAGAUUUGAAAGAAUCUUUCAAAUUAUUCAACGUUAUAUAUUCGUUAACAGUUAACCCACAAGCCAUUUAUAUUGCUACAUGCGACGUAAUAAAGGAUUUCAUGGAGGAUAAUGUUAUUUAUUUGGAAUUAAGAAGUACACCACGACAUGUACCGGGACAUAUGACGAAGACGGAAUAUAUAGAUGCCAUGAUACAAGGUGUAAGCGCAUCUAAAAGAACGUGUCCUAAUAUAAUCGUUAAAUUGUUAAUAUCUGUCGAUCGUGCUCAAGAUUACGAGAAUGCCAAAGAAAAUUGUAAUUUAGCGAAAAGUUAUGCGGAAAAAUAUCCUGAUCUGAUAAUUGGAGUUGAUUUAAGUGGAGAUCCGGUUAAGGGAAAUUUGUAUCUCGAUCUUUUAUACGAAGUACGAAAAGCUGGCCUGAAAGUUGUAAUACAUUGUGCUGAGAUCCCUAACAGAGCGGAUACAUGGGAUGUACUUAAAUUUCGUCCAGAUAGAUUAGGUCAUGGUACUUGUAUACAUCCUAACCUUGGAGGAACAGUUGCCACGUUUGAUUAUUUACGUAAAUCACAAAUCCCUGUUGAACUCUGUUUGACCUCUAAUAUUAUAUGUGAAACUGUAUCGUGCUACGAAGAUCAUCAGUUUAAAUAUCUGUACGAAAGUGGACAUCCUAUAUCUAUCUGCACCGAUGAUAAAGGAUUGUACAACACAACUUUAUCCAAAGAAUUUGAAAUUGCGAGCACCACCUUUGAUCUUAAAAAAGACGAUCUCAUCAAUAUUUGCAAAUCAUCGAUAGAGUGUUCUUUUAAUUCUGAGAAGGAGAAAUUAAAGUUAUUAUCUAUUUUAAACGAUUUCGGUAAAAAGGGGAAAACGUUGAGUAAACAUCCUUAAGAAAACAAAAUAAAUAAUUAACCUUUAGUUCACCUUCAUGAAGAAUUAUGGUAUCUCGUUCUAGAAGUCAUUAAAGGAUUAAACAUAUGAAUUAUAGACGAAAUAAAUUUAUCAUUCAUAUGAAAUCGAAAUGAUAACAAUUUAUCCUUUAAUUUUUUUUAUUUUCUUUUCCUUUUUUAAUCAUGAUCGCCGUUUCAUGAAUAUAAAGAA
This is a messenger RNA of Vespula pensylvanica (western yellowjacket), 1995 nucleotides long. RefSeq names its product adenosine deaminase-like protein (gene Ada). The transcript is spliced from 10 exons. Gene Ontology annotation, molecular function: adenosine deaminase activity. The record is from RefSeq and is a predicted model, not a curated record. Gene Ontology annotation, biological process: adenosine catabolic process; inosine biosynthetic process. NCBI's taxonomy places the organism in Eukaryota, Metazoa, Arthropoda, Insecta, Hymenoptera, Vespidae. The coding region runs from base 742 to 1785 and encodes 347 amino acids.